GUAAAGAGCUGAUUAUGAUGAUUGGUACCGGUGAUGAUGAUAAUAGGUAUUCACGUUAAAUACAAAUUUUCAUUUUCAUCUCAGACAAAUCAUAAGUGAUAACCUCAACAAAUUAUUAACUUAGUGCCUUAUUAAUAUACAUUAUUAAGUGUUUAGUUAAUUAUUAUUCAACACCAUGAACGGAAUCGGUAAUCAAUCUAAUGAAACAUUUUUGUUUACAUCGGAGUCCGUUGGUGAAGGGCAUCCAGAUAAAAUGUGCGACCAAAUCAGUGACGCUGUUUUAGAUGCUCACAUCGCUCAAGAUCCAGAGGCCAAAGUAGCAUGUGAAACUAUUACUAAAACAGGAAUGGUUCUGUUAUUUGGUGAAAUCACCUCAAAAGCAUCAAUAGAUUACCAGAAAGUGGUGAGAAAUGCCAUUGACAAAAUUGGUUACGAUCAUAGUGAUAAAGGAUUCGAUUAUAAAACAUGCAAUGUAUUGAUUGCCAUUGAAGAGCAAGCACCAGAAAUAGCCUUGGGAGUUCAUGUUAAUCGAAAUAUUGAUGAAAUUGGAGCUGGUGAUCAAGGUUUGAUGUUUGGUUAUGCUACUGAUGAAACUGAGGAAUGUAUGCCUUUAACAGCUGUAUUAUCACACAAAUUGAUGGAGAAAUAUUCUGAGUUGCGACAAAAUGGUACCCUUCCAUGGGCUCGACCUGAUGCCAAAUCUCAAGUUACUUGUGAAUACUAUCUCGAUGGCGGAGCUGCAAUUCCAAUUAGAGUUCACACCAUCGUUGUAUCAGUCCAACAUGCAAAAGAAAUAACUUUGGACAAGCUCAGAUCGGAAAUCACGGAAAAAGUGAUCAAACAAGUAAUUCCAAGUAAAUACUUGGAUGAUAAAACAGUAAUUCAUGUAAAUCCAUGUGGUGCUUUUGUUAAUGGUGGUCCAUUGGCUGAUGCUGGAUUAACAGGACGUAAAAUCAUCGUCGAUACUUAUGGCGGCUGGGGUGCUCAUGGAGGUGGAGCAUUUUCCGGAAAAGAUCCAACUAAAGUUGAUCGAUCAGGUGCAUACGCUGCUCGUUGGGUUGCCAAAUCUCUGGUCAAAAAUGGUAUCUGUAGACGUUGUAAUGUUCAGAUUUCAUACGCCAUUGGAAUAGCUGAACCAAUAUCCAUUUCUGUCUUUACAUACGGAACUGCAAGCAAAUCUUCAAGCGAAAUAUUGAGCAUCAUCAACAAAAAUUUUGACCUCCGUCCAGGACGAAUAAUUAAGGAAUUGGGUUUAAGGCAACCUUUGUACCAAGCAACCAGUGUUUUUGGACACUUCGGAAGACCUGAUUUUCCAUGGGAAGUCCCAAAGCAGUUGAUUAUUUGAUGUUGAAACUGACAUUAAUCCAAUAGGAUUUACAAAAAUGGUAAUAAUCAUCACAGUUAGUAACUUAAUGCCGUAAAAAAAUCUCUUUUUGAACCAUAAGGCAUGAACAUAUCAAAUCAACAAAAAGAAAUCACGACAAUUAACUUUAUGGCAACAAUAAACAUGAAAUUUUACAAUCACCAAA
Molecule: messenger RNA, 1529 nt
Organism: Tetranychus urticae (two-spotted spider mite)
Lineage: Eukaryota; Metazoa; Arthropoda; Arachnida; Trombidiformes; Tetranychidae
Product: S-adenosylmethionine synthase
Biological process (GO): S-adenosylmethionine biosynthetic process
Molecular function (GO): methionine adenosyltransferase activity; ATP binding
Source: RefSeq, a predicted model, not a curated record